This is a messenger RNA of Alligator mississippiensis (American alligator), 2087 nucleotides long. RefSeq lists its product as uncharacterized. Gene Ontology annotation, molecular function: N,N-dimethylaniline monooxygenase activity; NADP binding; flavin adenine dinucleotide binding. The transcript is spliced from 6 exons. Bases 413 to 1735 code for a protein of 440 amino acids. The record is from RefSeq and is a predicted model, not a curated record. NCBI's taxonomy places the organism in Eukaryota, Metazoa, Chordata, Crocodylia, Alligatoridae.
GCAUGGGGCUGUCCCCCCUACUGCAGCGUGCAUCUAGCAUUGGGGUCCUGUCCCUGCUGCUGGGGCUUCCCCUGAUGACGUCAGAGACCGCUUUACCCAUUGGCUGCCUGUGUUUCCCAGCAUGCCCUGUGGUGGGGGUGUGGUCUGAGGAAGUAGCAGGCAGCUGCCUGGGGGUGAGUGGGGAGGGAGGGCCACCUUACCCACCCCCUCCGGAUUACCCCCCUUGCUGGGGCUGUGAACAGGUCCUGAGAGCGUUUGUGGUUGAAGUCGACGCAGGCAGGCAAACUUCUUUGGGUGGAUGUGAUCCCUUUUAAUAGACUGAGUAGUUGGAAAAAAGUUAUUUGCAAGCUUUUGGGCACAAUCAUCCUCUUUCAGGCACAGGGAGUCUCUGCUGCUCUGAGAUCUCCAAGGAAUGAACAAAGCUAAAAGCGUGACAGGAGGGACCGGGAUGGAGGUGCGGGGCCGGCAGCUGCGCGUGGCAGUGGUGGGGGCAGGGGCAGCGGGGCUCUGCGCUGCUCGGCACUUGGCUGCCCGCCCUGAGGCCUUUGCGCCCCCUGUGGUCUUUGAGGCCUCAGCCCAGCUGGGUGGCACCUGGGUCUACAGCGAGGAGAGGCCAUUUGGCAAGGGGCCGCCCCUGCCCUGCAACAUGUACCGGGACCUCAGGACCAACCUGCCCAAGGAGGCCAUGGCUUUCCCUGACUUCCCUUUUGAGGUGGCGCUGCCCUCAUUCCUGCCCCGUGCCGCGGUGCUGAGCUACCUGGAGCGUUACACCGAGAGCCACGGGCUGCGGGGGUACAUCCGGUUCCAGCGCUUGGUGAAGCAAGUGACCCCUGUGGAUGGCCCUGAGAGUGGCUGGGACGUCACCUCCAGCCAGGCCACAGGCGGGGGAGAGCAGGAGACUGAGCGCUUCGAUGCCAUCAUGGUCUGCAGCGGGCACUACUCCACGCCCUUCAUCCCCUCCAUCUCUGGCUUGGAGACCUUCACAGGUCAGGUGCUGCACAGCCGUGACUACCGAUGCCCUGAGCCCUUUGCGGGUCACUCGGUGGUGCUGGUAGGCGCUGGUCCCUCAGGCGUGGACCUGGCCCAGCAGUUGGCACCCCUGGCACGAUGCGUGACACUGAGCCAUAGCCGGGUUCGGGUGCGGGGGCUGCCAGCCAGUGUGGGGCAGGCAGCGCCAGUGACGAGUGUGGCAGGGCCCUUGGUGCGCUUUGCAGAUGGGGCUGUGCAGGUGGCUGACACACUGGUGUUGUGCACAGGCUAUGCCUACCGCCUGCCCUUCCUGCCUGCUGCCCGCUUGGGCCUGUGCGUGGGGGACCACCUGGUGGCUCCACUCUACCGCCACCUCCUGCCGCCCCAGCACCCGUGCUUCUUCCUGGUGGGGCUGUGCCAGCAGAUCUGCCCCUUCCCGCACUUCCACGUCCAGGUGCUCUUCUGCCUGGCUGUGCUCACGGGUACCUGCCUGCUGCCCCCUGCCCCCGAGCGGCAGGUGGCAGCUGAGGAAGAGCUGCGGGUUUACCUGGCUGCUGGGGGUUCCCCCCGGCACUUCCACCGCCUGGGCGUGCGGCAGUGGGGCUACCUGCAGGAGCUGGCACAGCUCGGGGGGUUUCCACCACUGCCCCCCGUCAUCCAGAAGAUUUAUGAUGAUACGCGGGAGCGCCGCACCCAGGACGUUGGCAGCUACCGUGACUGCAAUUACCGCGUGCUUGGUGCUGAGGAGUGGGAGCUGGUGGGGUGAGGAGCUCUGGCUCCCAUGGGGCUGGGCAGGGAGUGGAGAUGGUGUCUCUUGGAGGGGCGAUGGCGGGGGGUCCUGCCCCAGCACUGCUGGGGAAAUGGGGGACACGGGCCCAGGGUGGUGCUGGGUGCUGGCUUGCCCGCAGGACCGAGCCCCAGGUUGAGUGCACCUGGUGAGGUAGACCCAGCCCCUGCAGCGAGUCCCUGCACUGCACAGGCACAGCCCUGCUCAGGUUCCUGCACUAACCUGGAUAAUGUCCCCAGGAAUGUCCUCCCCCACCCUGUCUGGAAAUAACAUGUCUUUUACAGGGAAAAACACUUUUUUGGAGACUUGCAAUAAAGUGAUGGUACAUCCA